Mercurialis annua (annual mercury) is the source of this 3990-nucleotide messenger RNA. Its product is annotated as protein transport protein SEC31 homolog B. Gene Ontology annotation, molecular function: structural molecule activity; protein binding. Bases 265 to 3654 code for a protein of 1129 amino acids. Gene Ontology annotation, biological process: COPII-coated vesicle cargo loading; intracellular protein transport; endoplasmic reticulum to Golgi vesicle-mediated transport. Lineage: Eukaryota; Viridiplantae; Streptophyta; Magnoliopsida; Malpighiales; Euphorbiaceae. The transcript is spliced from 22 exons. The record is from RefSeq and is a predicted model, not a curated record. Gene Ontology annotation, cellular component: endoplasmic reticulum exit site; COPII vesicle coat.
UAAAAACAAGAAAACAACCAUACAAAACUUUUCACUCUCUCUCUCACACAUAAACAUUUUGCGAGAGAGAAAAAUAAAUACAAAACUGAACAAAAAUUCACUUCCAUAGAAUCAAAAUCCCCAAAAUUACCGAACCCUAAUCCUACAUCUCAUUCCAUUUAGAUCCACUUUCUCUCUCUAUUUCAAUCGAAUUGAAUCAACAUUUUAGGUUUUGAUAGUCAAUUUUGCGGACAAUUUGAUUUCAAUUUUCUAAUUUAAUUAAGUAUGGCGUGUAUAAAAUCGGUGAACCGAUCGGCGUCGGUGGCGUUAGCGCCGGAAGCGCCGUACAUGGCGGCAGGAACAAUGGCAGGAGCAGUGGAUCUGUCGUUCAGUUCUUCAGCAGCUCUUGAGAUCUUUAAGCUAGAUUUUCAAUCGGAUGAUCAUGAGCUUCCGUUGAUUGGUGAAGUACAAAGCUCUGAGAGAUUCAAUCGACUCGCGUGGGGUAAAAGUGGAUCUGGUUCCGACCAGUACUCUCUCGGACUUAUUGCUGGUGGUCUUGUUGACGGUAGCAUUGAUAUUUGGAAUCCGCUUUCUCUGAUCCGGCCUGAGACUACUGAACCUGCUCUUGUUGGACAUCUUUUACAUCAUAAAGGCCCUGUUCGUGGUCUUGAAUUCAACACCUUCACUCCUAACUUACUUGCAUCUGGUGCUGAUGAUGGUGAAAUUUGUGUCUGGGAUUUGGCCACUCCUACACAGCCUACUCAUUUCCCACCUCUAAAGGCUACAGGUGCUGCAACUCAAACUGAAAUUUCUUAUGUCUCUUGGAAUAGAAAAGUUCAACAUAUAUUGGCAUCUACUUCCCUUAAUGGAUCAACUGUUGUCUGGGACCUAAAAAAGCAGAAACCAGUUAUAUCUGUUAAAGAUUCAGCUGGAAGGCGUUGUUCUGUUUUGCAGUGGCAUCCUGAUGUUGCCACUCAGCUUGUUAUUGCUUCUGAUGAUGAUAGUUAUCCUGCCCUUCGGCUUUGGGAUAUGAGGAACACAAUGACACCUCUUAAAGAAUUUGUGGGGCAUACUAAGGGUGUGAUUGCAAUGUCAUGGUGUCCAAAUGAUAGUUCCUAUUUGCUUACUUGUGCUAAAGAUAAUCGAACUAUUUGCUGGAGCACUAUAACAGGAGAGAUUGUUCGUGAAUUACCUGCUGGCUCUAACUGGAACUUUGAUGUACAUUGGUAUCCAAAGAUACCAGGAGUUAUAACAGCAUCGUCUUUUGAUGGGAAUAUUGGCAUUUACAACAUUGAGGGUUGUAGUCAAUAUGGUGCCGGGGAGAGUGAUCAUGGACCUGCCACAGUAAGAGCUCCAAAAUGGUACAAGCGUCCAGCAGGUGUGUCUUUUGGCUUUGGAGGACAGCUUGUAUCAUUUCACCCUAGUUCCGUGGCUAGUGAUUCAGAGGUUCUUUUGCAUAACUUAGUUACAGAGGAGAGUUUGGUGAGUCGAUCUUCUGAAUUUGAAUCUGCCAUUCAAAAUGGGGAGAAGUCAUCACUGAAAGCAUUAUGUGAGAAAAAAUCACAAGAGUCCGAGUCAGAGGAUGACCGUGAAACUUGGGGCUUUUUGAUGGUUAUGUUUGAAGAAGAUGGUUCUGCAAGAACGAAAAUGCUCACCCAUCUUGGUUUCAGUGUACCUAUAGAAGAGAAAGAUGUUGUACAAGAGGAUAUUUCCCAACAAAUAGAUGCUGUUCGGCUGGAUGAUACGGAAACAGAUAAAGUGGGAUACGGGAGUGUUAAACAUCCCAAUAUUUUCUCUGCAGAUGAUGGAGAAGAUUUCUUUAACAAUCUUCCAAGUCCCAAAGCUGAUACUCCUAAAUUUAAAUCUGCUGAUAACUUCGGCACUGGGAAUUCUCUCUCUCAUGCAGAAGAUACGAAACAAGAACCAGAUGGACCAGAGGAAAGUACCGAUUCAUCAUUUGAUGACAGUAUUCAGUGUGCUUUAGUUGUGGGUGACUAUAAAGGUGCUGUUGCACAGUGCAUAGCUGCAAAUAAAAUGGCUGAUGCUUUGGUAAUUGCUCAUGUUGGUGGUACUUCUUUGUGGGAGAGUACACGAGAUCAAUACCUUAAAAUGAGUCGUUCACCUUACUUGAAGAUUGUUUCUGCAAUGGUGAACAAUGAUCUCAUGAACCUUGUAAACACAAGGCCUCUCAAGUACUGGAAAGAAACACUUGCUCUUCUCUGCACAUUUGCGCAAAACGAAGAAUGGAGUCUGCUAUGUAAUUCACUUGCAUCAAGACUGAUGACCGCUGGCAAUACUUUAGCAGCUACUCUCUGUUUCAUAUGUGCUGGGAAUAUAGACAAAACUGUUGAAAUUUGGUCUAGGAUUCUGACAAUCGAGCAUGAAGGAAAAUCAUAUGUUGAACUUCUUCAGGAUUUGAUGGAGAAGACUAUGGUCCUUGCUCUGGCUAGUGGUCAGAAGCGAUUUAGUGCAUCUUUGUGCAAGCUUGUUGAGAAAUAUGCAGAAAUAUUAGCUAGUCAGGGGCUCUUAAGUACAGCUAUGGAAUACUUGAAGCUCUUGGGCACUGAUGAAUUGUCUCCUGAGCUAAAAAUCUUAAGAGAUCGUAUAGCCCUUUCCACUGAAUCUGAAAAAGAUGCCAAGACUGCGAAUUUUGAUAUCUCCCAACAGCAAACUGGGUCAGCGUACAGUGCUGAACGACCCACUUAUGGUGUAGCUGGUUCCACUCAAAAUUAUUAUCAGGAAACGACAAUAUCACAAGUGCAGCAAAGCAUUCCUGGAAGUCCAUACAGUGACAAUUAUCAGCAGUCUCUUGGCUCUGCAUAUGCAAACACAUAUAAUGCUCCUGCUCCAUAUCAGCCUUCACCAUAUCAGCCUGCCUCACAGCCUGGAAUGUUCAUUCCAUCUCAGGCGCCUCAAGUUCCUCAGGCAAAUUUUGCACCGCCUAACGCUGCCCCUCAGCAAGCUGUAAGGACGUUUGUUCCUUCAAAUGUUCCUAUUCUGAAAAAUGCAGAGCAAUACCAACAACCUACAUUGGGUUCUCAGUUAUAUCCUGGGACAACUAACCCUACUUAUCAACCUGUCCAGCCUCCAGCUGGUUUACAACGCCCUGUUACAUCUCAGAUGGGUGCAAUUCCUAGCCAUAAACCACAGGUUAUGGCUCCAACUCCAGCAACAAUGGGUUUUAGGCCUGUAACAAAUCCCGGUGCUGUUCAAAGACCUGGAAUGAGUUCAAUGCAACCUCCCAGCCCUACUGAGUCGGCAUCAGUACAGCCAACUGCAGCACCUGCUGCUCCGCCACCUACAGUUCAGACAGUCGAUACUUCAAAUGUACCUGGUCAUCAUAAACCUGUCAUUACUUCAUUGACACGACUUUUUAACGAGACAUCAGAAGUGUUGGGAGGUUCACGCGCAAAUCCAGCUAGGAAGCGUGAAAUUGAAGACAAUUCACGGAAAGUUGGUGCCCUAUUUGCCAAGCUCAAUAGCGGCGAUAUAUCGAAAAAUGCUUCUGAUAAGCUAGUACAGCUUUGCCAGGCAUUAGAUAAAAAUGAUUUUAGCUCAGCCUUGCAAAUACAGGUACUUCUCACAACAAGUGAGUGGGAUGAAUGUAAUUUCUGGCUGGCAACUUUGAAAAGAAUGAUCAAGACAAGGCAAAGUGCGGGUGUGAGAUCAAGUUAGACACUAAAAAAAGAAUCUGAUUACUGUCAUCUUCCUCUGCUGCGUAUUCAUCGUUUCACAGCUGUGGUAAUGCUUCUUUUGGAUGACGAUAGCUAUUUUCUUCGUUGUAUACAAAAACAUAUUUUCUGGACUGCAACUACAGGGUUUCGGAGCAUUAGACCGACCUACAGAAAUAUCCCUUCUUCUAGCAGAUAGCUGAAUGAACUUGUUGCCUUUUUUUUUUUUUUUUUUGACUUUGAAAUUUGUAGUAUUGAGAAAUUAGAUUUGUUUUUGGCCCACCAAUGUUUUAGAUAUCCAUUUUUGGUUUUAUGAAAUAUGUUGGUGUUUCUUAUUUUA